CCUGUGUACAACUUUCGUGCCGCGGCGGAAUAUAAAAAGAUGGUCAGCAGCGGAAUCUUCACCGCACUUCUCUCUCUCCUGUCUUCAGAAGAACAACAGAACUCUCCCCAGCUAGUAAAAAUGAAAUUCAUUGUCGCUCUCGCUUUCUUGGCCAUGGCUCUUGCCGCCCCACAAGGAGAUAAGAAGCCAAUUGAAAUCAUCUCAUCCAACAGCGAAAUGAACGCCGAUGGCAGCUACUCUUUCGACUUCGAGUCCGCUGAUGGCACAAAAGUUUCCGAGAGCGGCAACCAGAAGCAAGUCGGACCUAAACCUGAGGAUAUCGGCACCGUCUCCAAGGGAUCUUACUCUUUCACCACUCCCGAUGGCGUCGUCUUGACUGUCAACUGGGUUGCUGAUGAAAACGGUUUCCAGGCCACCGGUGACCAUUUGCCCACUCCUCCCCCCAUGCCCGAGCACGUCGUCAAGAUGCUCGCUGACUUGAAGGCUGCUGGUCUUCUGUAAACUUGUUCACUUUUAUUGGCCGCUUACUUGUAUAAUUACUCAACCAAAUCAAAUUGCUCUGAUGCUUUUGUACAAUUUCAGUUUUAUUCCCAGUUGGUCGUGUCGCAAAAACAAUACAGAGAAAUUAAUUCCGUA
This is a messenger RNA of Daphnia pulicaria, 636 nucleotides long. Its product is annotated as larval cuticle protein 1-like. Gene Ontology annotation, molecular function: structural constituent of chitin-based larval cuticle. Lineage: Eukaryota; Metazoa; Arthropoda; Branchiopoda; Diplostraca; Daphniidae. Bases 40 to 501 code for a protein of 153 amino acids. The record is from RefSeq and is a predicted model, not a curated record. Gene Ontology annotation, cellular component: chitin-based extracellular matrix. The transcript is spliced from 3 exons.